AUGGAAGGACUUCAAGCCUUCGGCCCUGUGCAGGAAGAUGGAGCUGCGCCAGUCAUUUUCGCAGCAGAGCCCAUUCCACAAAAUGCGCUCAAUGCCAUGAUCCAGAUGAAUGACAACAUUGCUAGACAACAAGCAGUACACGAAAACGAAGGACUGGGCAUCCCUACAGAUGGCCAGGUUCAAUUGGUCACGGAACGUUGCCAGAUGUUGAGGCACAAGUGUACCCCAGCGCAGUACCUAUUUUUAUUGCGCCAGCUUCAAGCCUACAACUACGAGAAGCUAUUGAAGCCGCCGGUCUCGCUCAAUUUAUUUCCUUUAGCGCUAGUAGCAGCUUUUCGAUGCGCGCAAAUCAUCGAUGAUGUCGACGCCAACACAUUGCAAGAGACAAUGAUGAAGGCGGUAACGGGCUCGUUCGAUCCUAAAAGUACCGAAACAAAACUUUCUCUGGCUGCUGUUUAUGAUUUGUUUAACUCGUCGAUGAAAGCAAAUCUUGCUCACCCCGCACCAGUGGCCCCAGGGCCAAAUGUGCAGCAGAGGCAACUACAGGCGACAAUCGUAGGCAACGUCCUUCCAGACCUCAUCUCAAACGUGGCGAUUGAGAAGAGGCGAGCUGGCCUUGAAGCAGAACUAGCGAAAAAAAUGAAGAAUGAAGUAGCGCAGAUGGUGCAGCACCAAGUGGCAGCCAAGACAAAGCAGCUCGAAGCUGAGAUUCGGAAUCUCAAAAUGGCAAACAGAGGAUCCCAUAGAGGAGGUAAAUCAAGGUCUAGAUCGAGGGGCAGAGCCGACGGAGAGGAGAAGCAUAAAGGUCGCUACAAACAGCCAGGAGAACUAGUGUGCCUCAAGUGGAUGAAGGGACAGUGCAAGGGGAAAAAUUGCCCAGAGGGACGGCAGCACUUUGGAGACUUGAAAAGACUGGAAUUCGUGAAUAAGGAUAUAUUAAAAGGAGCUUUAUCAAGUGAAGAAGUCAAAAAGUUAGCAAAUCAAUGA
Messenger RNA from Amoebophrya sp. A25, 987 nucleotides. NCBI's taxonomy places the organism in Eukaryota, Dinophyceae, Syndiniales, Amoebophryaceae. The record is from the annotation of a GenBank genome assembly.